AUCAUGCGUCCCAUUUUCUCUCUUGUAUUUGAUUUAUUUGCGAGAUGUUACUGUAAACCACGUUUUAAUUUAAUUAAUUCCUUUUUAGUAAUUAAAUCGACAACUCAAAAAUUAAAAAUAACCGUUAUAUAUAGAAAUUAGGGAAUUUUGGAGGAAAGAGGGAUCUCUGGAUUUAGUUAGGAGAUAAUAUUCUAACCGAUCAUCAGAAUCCAAAAUUAGCAAAAACACAGAGAUUCGUUCGUCUUCUCCAUCACUGAUUUUGUUUGGAUUCCGAGAAAUUUCGGAUUUUCUCAUCCCUUUUCCUUCAUUUAUUAUCUUCCUCCAUUUUUCGGAUCAAUGGGCUUUAGGACAAUGUUCCACAGGAAGAAGCAAUCGGACGGAUCUUCAUCAAUGCCGCCGGCGAACGGUGGCACGGUGGCCCGACUCGGAUCGGAAUCGCCGUUCCUUAUGAAGAAUCGCUCCGGGAAAACAGAGAUCAGAGAACUCGAGGAAGUGUUCAAGAAAUUCGACGUGAACGGCGACGGGAAGAUCUCGUCGUCGGAGCUCGGAUCGAUCAUGGCGAGCCUCGGCCACGAGGUCCCGGAGGAUGAGUUGCAGAAGGCGAUCACGGAGAUCGACGGAGACGGCGACGGUAACAUAAACUUCGAGGAGUUCGUGGAAUUGAACACGAAGGGGAUGGAUCAGGACGAUGUGAUGGAGAAUCUGAAGGACGCGUUCUCAGUGUACGACAUCGACGGGAACGGAUCGAUCUCGGCGGAGGAACUUUACGAGGUUCUGAGGAGUCUCGGGGACGAAUGCUCGAUCGGGGAGUGUCGGAAGAUGAUCAGCGGCGUGGACAAGGACGGCGACGGAUCGAUCGAUUUCGAGGAGUUUAAGGUUAUGAUGAUGAUGGGAUCAAGGCACGACGCCAUGGGAGGUCAACCUCGGAGGAGUUUCACAGAUUGAUUUCUCCUCUUCUCCUUCUUCUUCUUCUUCUUCCUCUUCUUGUGUAUUUGAUGUUCUUUUUUUUUCCUUAUUCCAAUGCCCUUUUUUUUUUGUUGCGAUUUAGACGGACUUUAUGCCAAAAAGGAAAAACAUUAUUUCUCCUUUUUGUAAUUUAAAGUUCAAUUCUGUUUUUUUAAUCUCUAAACUUGAAUAUACUUAUGUUGGUAAUUA
Molecule: messenger RNA, 1155 nt
Organism: Tarenaya hassleriana
Lineage: Eukaryota; Viridiplantae; Streptophyta; Magnoliopsida; Brassicales; Cleomaceae
Product: probable calcium-binding protein CML25
Exons: 1
Coding region: 337-945 (202 amino acids)
Molecular function (GO): calcium ion binding
Source: RefSeq, a predicted model, not a curated record